Messenger RNA from Pygoscelis adeliae (Adelie penguin), 471 nucleotides. RefSeq names its product myosin-7-like. The transcript has 2 exons. The annotation marks the transcript as partial. Gene Ontology annotation, cellular component: myosin complex. Lineage: Eukaryota; Metazoa; Chordata; Aves; Sphenisciformes; Spheniscidae. The record is from RefSeq and is a predicted model, not a curated record.
CUGGAGUUCAACCAGGUCAAGGCGGACUACGAGCGCAAGCUGGCCGAGAAGGAGGAGGAGAUGGAGCAGGCCAAGCGCAACCACCUGCGGGUGGUGGACUCGCUGCAGACCUCGCUGGACGCCGAGACCCGGAGCCGCAACGAGGCCCUGAGGCUGAAGAAGAAGAUGGAGGGCGACCUCAACGAGAUGGAGAUCCAGCUCAGCCACGCCAACCGCGUCGCCGCCGAGGCCCAGAAGCAAGUCAAGACGUUGCAGGGCUACCUCAAGGACACCCAGCUGCAGCUGGAUGACGCGGUCAGGGCCAACGAGGACCUGAAGGAGAACAUCGCCAUCGUGGAGCGGAGGAACAACCUCCUGCAGUCGGAGCUGGAGGAGCUGCGGGCGGUGGGGGAGCAGACCGAGAGGGCCCGCAAGUUGGCCGAGCAGGAGCUGAUCGAGGCCAGCGAGAGGGUCCAGCUCCUCCACUCGCAG